GAAGGGAGGCGCUCUCGGUGUCGGAACGGACGGAGGGAGUGAGGCAACUCGUACGGUGGCCGCAGAGGGACGGCGCUACGGCUCCCACGCUGGGCCAAACGCCGCCGGCCGCCGGGCGCGGGAGCCCCUGGCCCUUAGGGGCGGCUGGGGACGCGUGAGGCACCGGGCCCCGUAGCCGCCGCGCCGUCGGCACCAUGCGGCCGCCCUGCUCCUGGAGCCCCGAGGGACACGGGGGCCUGCGGGCCGGGACGCCGGCGCGGAGAGGGCACCCGCCCAUCUGUGGGGCCCUGUGCCCUGCCAUGACACACAGCCGUCAGCUGUCAUCCAUCCUGCCAGGCAGCCAGCCUGCCUCCCUCCAGAUCCCAGAUCACAGCGCCUUGGGCAUCUCCGUUUUGCAGUGUUGUCUGGUCCCCAGCACGUGGGUGUCAAGUGGCUGAAGUGAACUGCUAUGCCUACGCCUCCCCCGGGGCUCAGCUGCGAGCUCCCCGGCCUAGGUGCCCAUGACGCCUCCGCUGACCGCCGCCUGGACGCCGCCUCCGCUGCGAGCUAGCGCCGCCGCCCAGGCUCCAAUGCCCGUCAUGCCCAUCCCGCGGCGGGUGCGCUCCUUCCACGGCCCGCACACCACCUGCCUGCACGCGGCCUGUGGGCCGGCGCGCGCCUCGCGCCUGGCGCGCACCAAGUACAACAACUUUGACGUGUACGUGCGGGCGCGCUGGCUGUACGGCUUCAUCCGCUUCCUGCUCUACUUCAGCUGCAGCCUGUUCACCGCCGCGCUGUGGGGCGCGCUGGCAGCCCUCUUCUGCCUGCAGUACCUGGGCGUGCGCGUCCUGCUGCGCUUCCAGCUCAAGCUGUCGGCGCUGCUGCUGCUGCUGGGCCGCCGUCGCGUGGACUUCCGCCUCCUGAACGAGCUGCUGGUCUAUGGCAUCCACGUGACCAUGCUGCUGGUCGGGGGCCUGGGCUGGUGCUUCAUGGUCUUCGUGGACAUGUGAGGGCCGAGCACCUCGGCGCCAGCCGGGGCUUGUUUACUGUGGCCCAUGGGGUCGAUGCCUGCUGCCGGGUGCUUCUGUGGGCCGGGUAGGUCAGGGCCCGUGUCCUUCCCGCUCCAUCCUGCAGACAGGGGCUGCAGACGCAGCCCCACCCCAGCCUCUGGCCCGGGAGAGGAACAGGCUGAGACUCCUGUAAAGGGGACACUGGCCCUUCCUCCUGCUGAUUGUUUUUCUCUGGCCCUCCUGUAAGCUCAUUUCGGCAGUGUCCCCUAGGCUGCCUCCCUGUGGUCCAGCUGGCACUCUUCCAGGCUGUGCUGUGGGGGUCCAUCCGUGCGUGUGCGCUUGGAGAGCCUCUGCGGCCCUGUGCUUUCUCCAGGACACUGGCACCACCAGUGGUGUGGGAGGCCUCAGGGAGGGCUGUGCUGCCCAGGAGCAGAUCUGGAGGGGGUCCUGGCUGCACUCCCCGGCCCUGCCCCCACCUUAGGGAAGCGUUGGGCGCCACUAGCUGAGGCACCGCACUGCCACAGAGCUGUUCACUGGGGGCCGUCUGACACCCUCUGCCUGUCCCCCUGAGCUGUGGGGGUCUGGAGUCCCAGGUCACUCUUUGGGAUCGCCUUGGUUCGCAGAGGCGCAGUCCGGCAGGGAUUACGACCUGGCCCAGGGCAGACCCGUCUUCAUCCUGGGCAGGUCUGUGGAGAAUGUCAAGCCUCUUCAAAUGUGGGUUUCAGGAGGCAACUCCAUUUCUUUCUGGCUUCCAGGGGGUGCUUUGGUCUGUCUUCUUUUGGGGGAACGCCCAGAAUUGAGGCUUCUGUAUCUGGGGACAGAUGUCACAGGUCUUGGGAGGUGCACCAAGGUCUCUGAGUGUGCACCAUGAAAUACGGUCCGACCCUGUGUUUAAAAGCACCUGUUAGGGUGGAAGGUGUGGGCCAGGGCUGGCUCUGCCAGCGAGGGGCUCGGCUUCCCCUUGGUCCUGCCUCGGCGCCGUUCGAGCCGCCAGGGCAUGCAGAGCAAAGAUGAAUGCAGGCAGGGGCUGGUGGCCAGGAAAGAGCAGGGCGGUUGUCUGGGGGGGGCUUUCAGCCACAGAAGGGCGCAUUCCAGAGGGCCAGCGUCUUGCCCAGACCCCUCGCUCUGGUCUUCUCCAUCGGGGGGACAGGGUGGCCAUGUGGCUUAGUGGCCACUGGGCCUUGUUGGCAAGUGAGAGGGCGCCCUGAAUAAUUAUGCUGGGACAGCAGGCAGAGAGCAGGGACCAGACAUAGGGCUCUGUAUUGAGGGUGACAGACUGCCACUGCUUCACCCCAAGUUGUCCCCACACCCCCGGGCAUGGGCGGUGGCCCUGGGGGUACUAUCAGGACAGGUGUCUGCCAAUCAGGCAGAGAAAGCAAAAAAUACUCGGCUGUAAACCGUGCUCUUUAAUUGAUAGCCAGCUCUGUGGCGACUGUCUCCCUGAGGGCAGUGGGAAGGGCUCCUUGAAGACAGGGCCGAGCGAAGUCUGCCCGAGGCGCUGGGCGCUAGGCGAGGGGCUGACCUGCGAGGCCCUACUUGUCGCGCUGCGGAGAAUCUCUUGCACUAAAAUCGUGGUGUUUCUUUCCUAAAAGCUUUGUUUGUGUUAAUUAACUGUCGUUGCUGAGCUCCUCUGAAGUCUCUUGCUGGGGUGGGCGCACGUCCACACCCUCGGGAUGGCCAGAGGGGUCUGGAGGUGCCACCUCAAAUGUCGGCGUGGCAGUGCUGGGCGUCGACAGCUCAGCAACCUGCUCGGGGUCUGGAGUGCCUGUUCAAUCUUUGUGACAUGAGCCACUGCAUUACACUUAUUUUUUUAACAUGUCAAUGGAGUGACUGCCUAAAGCUCAGAAAGUGUAUUCCUUUUUUUAAGGAUGUGAACAACCAAAAACAAGUAAAAUUGGAUGCAUUUUAAA
Molecule: messenger RNA, 2899 nt
Organism: Rhinolophus ferrumequinum (greater horseshoe bat)
Lineage: Eukaryota; Metazoa; Chordata; Mammalia; Chiroptera; Rhinolophidae
Gene: TMEM250
Product: transmembrane protein 250
Exons: 3
Coding region: 501-989 (162 amino acids)
Source: RefSeq, a predicted model, not a curated record